Messenger RNA from Culex pipiens pallens (northern house mosquito), 8297 nucleotides. RefSeq lists its product as uncharacterized. Gene Ontology annotation, cellular component: spindle. Gene Ontology annotation, biological process: regulation of establishment of bipolar cell polarity; signal transduction; establishment of mitotic spindle orientation. The transcript has 13 exons. The record is from RefSeq and is a predicted model, not a curated record. NCBI's taxonomy places the organism in Eukaryota, Metazoa, Arthropoda, Insecta, Diptera, Culicidae. Bases 1115 to 6298 code for a protein of 1727 amino acids. Gene Ontology annotation, molecular function: protein binding.
GUCGAUCGCGUACGUGUGUUUGCGUAACUUCGGGUCUUUCCUCUCUCGGCGGUUCCGGGACGAACGAUCCGAGAUCUUUUUUUCGGGAGUCCCGAUGGUUUUUGAUGUUAGGGGUCUUAAAUCUGAAGUCCCCAACUGUUUGACGGGUCGCGGUAGGUCGCCGCAUAGACGCACUUGUUUUAAUUGGUGUUGUGAAUUGGGGUCCUAAAGUGCGCGAUCGAUUGGGACCUCUUUUUUGACAGUCGCCGUCGUCGUCUUGGUCGUUCCUUCUCGCUCGCUCGCGCUCCCGUUCGUGUAUUCGCGCAGUGUUGGUUUUAUGGUCGUUGAUGGGUGAAAGUUUUGAUUUUGGCUUGUCCCAAGGGUCAACAAAUUUGGCAGUGACGCGGGAGCCCUUCACCCGUCGGUGUAAUGUUGAUGUGCGUUUGCAACUUGGCUUGUGCAAUACGGUGUCUUUAGACGCGCAAGUGAUCUCGGCGCAGCUCUUCAAAACUGCGACCUUCUUCUUUUGUUUUAUGGUACGUGUGUGUGUGUCUGCAUGUGUGAGCAAUAGCGCAAAAUUUACGGUGUUUUGGCCGCGAAACGGCCAAGAUCAACCGUGUCAGACGGAAGAAAACGAAAAAGGAAAACAAAAACAACGGCGUAUUGUUGUGCGCGCCUGCUUCGUAGUGUAUUGUCGUUUGCAUUCGUCGUCGUCGUCGUCGUUGGCGGCGCACUUGCUUUGUUGACGAAUCGCGCAAAGUGCACGUAUUGGUGUCAGUGUUGUGUUCUUUUCACGUCGGUGUGUUGUGCUACCUGCACGGUGCUACCUCUGUAGGAAGUAGGAAAACGUAUUUGACACAGCGCAGCAGCAGCAGUAGUGGUGGUGAAGGUGGCGUUCGUCGCUGUUGCCGAAGGAGAAUAAUAACAAAAAAGGAAAUUUGCACACAGCAAGUUGCUCGCAAGUUGUCAUCGCAAACGAAGGGAGGAAAACAACAACAAAUGCGCAGCAAAACGAUUCAACUAAAUGUUGGAAGGGUGAAGUGGCGGAAAGGCGGUGGAAGUACAAUACCCGCAGCGGUUGCGUUUCUUUUUCUUCACGUGUAAGAACAUCACCACAGCCGCCGACCACGCUGCCAUGAAUUAUCAUCGCUUUGAAAGCAUUUUGGCCGCGGCGGGCCCGUUCGAACUUGCCUCGCCGACCUCGUCCUCGCCGUGCGGCCUCAUCCAGGACGUGACCACAACCGAUGGCCUACCGGAAGAGGCCGUCGCCGCCGCCGGCCACGAUAAUGACAGCUUCCAACCCUUUCGGCGCGCCCACUCGAUGCGGUCCUCGUUCACGUCCCUGCGUGGCCUCAGAACGCGCCUAAAACAGCCCCCGACGGUCGCGGCCACCAAGUACAGCCCACUGCUAUCGCCCGGACGGUGCUCCAUUGCGGCAGACCACCAUCAACAGCAACAUCAACACCAACAUCCAACUCCCACACUGACCACGACGGCCGCUGCGCUGGCCAAAGCAAACGUCAAGGCCAAACUGCUGCGCCUGAAGGAGACCUACGCCGAGUUCCGCCGGAUGCAAUCGUCCUCUAGUCAGGUGGCGAACCUACCCCCACCCACCGUCGUUGAUCUGCAAAAGUGCUGCAGUGCCAACUUUAAAAUUCCGGAAAAUAUGCCGCCCAAAGCGGCGGCCGUCCUUCUUGAAGGUGGUUCCAGUGCCCGGACGGCGGGACGGCGUGCCGUCCAGCGGACACAGUCGCUGAAGGUGGCGGUGGCAUCGGCGGAACCACCCCGGUAUGGGGCCACCAUUGGCGGCGGCGGUGGAGGCGGUAGUUUGCGAAAAAGUGUAACGGGCAGUGGCAAGUUGAGCGUGCGGAAGACGGUUAGUGUUCCUCCGGUCGAACAGAAACAGCAGCAGCAGGUUGGAGCAGAAGACAGCGGUGAGGACAAGGAUGGACAAUGUUUGAAAGUGGCCAGAACGGCCACCAUCCGGAGAAGCUCGGUGUGGGCGAAUAGCAGUAGCAGUAAAAUCAGUCUUCCGGAUCUGGUGAGUCGCUCGUUGGCCAGCGUUGCCCUCCCGGACUGCAACGUGCUGUGUCCUACGCCGAACCGACACCGCUCCACCAGCGGCAACGAUGUCCAUUUAGAAGACUGCGAAGCGCCCCCAUCGCUCCCGAUCUCUCCGUCCCCUUCGGUUCUGACCGUUCCAGACCUCGCGUACGAAGAUGAGCGCCACGCCCAAAAGGGCCUAAGCCGCAUGACCAGUGCCAGCUCGCCGAAUCUCGCCCAGGUUCGCACCACCAUGGAGUACCUGUUGCCCCACCAGCAGCAUCCACCGGGGUCCCAACCACCGGCGCCCCCCUCCAAGCGCCAGAUCUCACCGAAAAUUUCCAAGAAAACGCGCCACCUCUCGACCAGUUCCGCCGAUGGAGACACCGACGUUCACCAGCACCACCUGCACCGGGUCGUGAGCCCGAAGACCAUGCUGAACACCCGGAUCGCCAGCCUGGUCGAGACGAACAACAAUAAAAAUGCCCACAACGGGAUGGGUGGCUCGGUUGAUGUCCUCGCUACGACCGCCAAGCUGAACAUUGACGGAAUCACGAUCAAUUCCCACCAGCAACAGCAGCAGCAGCCGCACCAUCCCUACUGGAAGCACCGGAUAUCGAAAAAGCAGAACAAACUCGCCCAGGCACAGCUCGAUAAGCUGACACAGAUUAAUAUCCAUUUGCAUGCCCUCUUUGCUGCGGUCGAGCACGGCCACCUGGAGAAGGCCCGGACGAUCCUGGAGAGUACCGACGUGGACGUCAACAGUCUGAACAGCGACGGCCUGUCGCCGCUGGACGUGGCCGUGCUGAGCAAUAACCGCUCGAUGACCAAGAUGCUGCUGCAGCAGGGCGCCAUCGAGAAUGCCCACACCAUACAAGCGGCCAACAAUAACGUGGGGCUGCACCUGAACAAUCUGCUGUGCGAGGCGGAAGCCACCAUCCACGAGCUGGGGAACUUCGAGGCGAACCAGCAGAGUCACCAGAACCAGGGCAGCGGAGGAGGCGGCGGCGGCGGUGGUCUCGGAAGUGGAAGCACCGGCAAGACCACCUUCUCCAACAUCAUCGCGCUUAACUACAUGGUGGUGAACAUACAGAGUUGUGGAAGUGGUGGUCCGUCGGUGACGAGCUGCACGGGGAGCGAAAUCGACAAACAGGUCGGCCUGUGGGAACGCCGCGUCAAGGGCCUCCGCCGGAUGAUACUGGGCUGGGACCAGACGAAGCCGCCCGACCUGCUGAACCGGAUCGACAUCGACGUGACGGGGUGCGGUUCGGUUAGCUUGCGGCUGUACGAACCCCUGGAAGGUGCCAUAUCAACCAAAUUCAAAGUGCAAUGGUCGUCCCGGUCGGACUUUAGCAACGUAGUCGGCGAACGGGAAGUCAACGAGUGGACCAGCUUCCACGGCUGCAUGGGCGCCGUGUGCAGCCUGGGCGAGCUGAUCCAGGGCAGGCGGUACUUUUUCCGGGCGGCCGCCGGCAACAUCAAGGGCUGGGGCCCGUACAAGCUGUCCACGCCGAACUGCGUGGUGCCCUCCAGUUGGCGCGACGUUGAAACGCGCGAGAACCGCUUCGCCGGCAAGCAACGCAACCUGGACGACCUGUUCAACGCGGUCCGGCUGGCCCGACCCGAGGACGCCUCCGAGAUUGCACUGGACGCGACCGCGCCGGCCAAGCGUGCCAUCAAGAAGAAGACCACCAUCAAGCAGCUCUUUUCGGCGGCGUCCAAAUUUCAGAAAAAUCUCAAAAGGGGAAUCUACCUGGCCUGCGUGCUGUACCACGAGGACAAACUGCUGCUCACCAACGAGGACUUUGUGCCGGUGAUAGAGAUUGACGAAACGUUCACCAGCAAUCUGCACACCGACUUUUACUGGCUGAUGAAGGUCGCCUGCACCUGGGACGACGUCAGGCUGCUGCGGGUAGACAUGGAGCGGAACGCGUCCUCCGCAAUCCACUUCAGGACGAAGCUGCUGUCGGCCGCGUGCCAGAUGCAGUCCGCCCUCUCCAUCACAGAUCUCGGUCAAUUAUACUACAAGCCCCUGCGCGACGUGCACGGUACCGUCGUGCUAUCCUGCGUAAACUGUAUAAAGAGCCCCAAAAGUAUAUCAGUAUUAAACUCGCGCUGGAUCCCGCUGAACAAAAUCCACAAAAAGUUGGCCCUCUCGACGGAGGACAGCAGCAUCAACGAGCUGCUGAUGAACUCGAUUCAGGACCAGAUCAACUACCACCAGGUGUCCAACAUCCGGCUGCCCCGUGGCCUCUACGUCGGCUAUCUCAAGAUGCAGAGCUCGGUGGACGUGAUUCAGGUGGUGGUGCCGGUGAAGGCACCCAACGUGCUACCCCACUGCAAGAUCCGGGACAACCCGCACGUGUCGGCCGAGGAAUGGGAGCUGAUCAAGCAGCACAAAACUUCGAGCAUCCUGGAGUUCCGGCCCAAGAGCCAGGGCCCGACAGAGGUGCAGCUGCACUUCCUGGAGAUCCUCACGAAGGCGGUGCACAACCUGUUCCAGUACAUGGACAUCCCGGUGGACGUGGCCGUGGCGCACCGCCUCUACGACGUCGAGGUGAUCGAGCUGAACGCGGACGUUAGCUUCCUGAUCAUCUGUCCACCGGCGGAGAGCAGCUGUGCGGUUCCGGGCCAGAAGGACAUCCUGCUGCAGCGGGGGGAUUUGUUCUCGAUGCCGAUUCAGGCCUUUGAGAUGAUCCAUUUGAAGACGUACCAGAGCAGUAUUGUGCAAAAGUAUUCACGGCUGUCGUGCAUCUUGGAGUUGGACACGAUGAUGGCGAACCAUCUGCACCGGGAGGCGUUCAGCACGUCGGAGUUGCAGAAGGCGAAGGAUCGCUUGACGAAGCUGCAGGACUUGUCGACGGGGUUGAACAGCAUUUGGAAGGGGGUUCGGUGGUUGAUGGACGUGAUUGGAUACGCGAGGGAUCGUGCGAACAUGCCGGAGCUGAACAUGAAGCAGAUCUUGGACUACAAGAGUACGUACUUUGGGAAGAAGAGUUCGAGCGAAAAGAAGGGUGGAAGUGAGACUCAGCUGCUGCAACCGCCGGGAGGUACUCCACCGACGUUCCACAAGAGCAGCCCGGGGAGGGGGUCGUGGCCUGGGCCGGGAGCGGACACUUUGAUAGGACACAAUGGAUUGUUGGAUGCGGAACAUUCCAAGUCGGAGCAGCUGCUCAAGUACAACAGCCAGCGGUUUCUUAACGUGAGUAGUCACGCGCACUCGCGCAAAAACAGUGCCGAUUCGGCGUACUCCAACUCUGGAACCAGCUACUACUCGGUGAUGGGCGUUGAACCGGAGAAAGAGUUUGUCGUGCCACGGUUGCCACCGUCUCGGUCGGAGGACACUCUGGUUGACAAGAAGAAGGCUUCCGAACAGGCAAGCAGCAACAAGAAGCGACCUCCGACGAUGUACUCGAGUUAUUCGGCCACGUCCAGUCCGCUGCUGAGUGUCCGCUCGCCGUUCGUCGCGACCAUCGCCGGCGUCGCUCAUGCGGCCGCCGGAGAAGACGCCGAAAAUCGCAGUCUACCCACCGUCGUUCCGCUCAAGGUCAGCAAGAAACCUCGCGAGCAACCCCUAAAAGCGGUCAACCAAAUCGAACCCGACUACGAACCCAUCGUUACCACCUACCUGAAGCCGACGUUGACUGCGCUACAAAACGAAGCCAAAGGUUACCAAACGGCCCUGCACAUUAUCGAGGAUCAACCGAAGCCACCGCAGCCCAUCACCACCAUGCUCAAGCAGCUUCCGCCGGACGUGCUCGACCACCGGACAAUCGCCUCGGAGGCCGCCACCGUACCCGAUCUCACCCGACGUCCCAUCCCACCGAAAACAGCAUCCACAUCCGAGCCCACCUCGAGCAGCAGCGAAUCAACGGACGUCGCCGCCGCAGCUGCCGCCGGUGUCACCGCCCCAACUCCCCUCACCACCAGCAUCGUGCAGGUGUACGCCGCGUACGAGACGGGUCUGCCGAGCGGAACGUCGCUCAAGCUGCGCGUUACGCAGAAAACGACGGCCCGCGAGGUGAUCGACCUGGUCGUCAAGCAGCUCAACAUGGCCGUCGUGCUGAAGGGCAAGGAGGGUCCGAUCUACGCCCAGGACAAGCUGGACAGCUUCUGUCUGGUGGCGGUCAUCGGGGCGCGGGAACGCUGCCUGCGCGAUGACUUCCGGCCGCUGCAGCUGCAGAACCCCUGGAAGAAGGGCCGGCUGUACGUGCGGCAAAAGCACGAACUGCUGGCGGCGAUCGAGCACUCCAAUCGGGACACGGCCGACAUUUAGUAGAGCGAUUCGCUACGAAUUGUGCGUGUGUGUGGAAGGAUUUUUGCAUUUGGUUGAAGCUUUGUGGGCAAUUUUACGUUAUUAUUGAUUUUCAAACAUCUUUAAAAUUAUGUUUUUUUUAAUACCGACAGUUUGAUUAAAUAAUCAAAUAAAAUCAUGAUUAUUUUUUAAUAGAGGAAAUGCAUGUAUUCCAAUUUUAAGAAAAUACUAUUUUUUAAAUAAUUGACAAAGUAACCAUAAACAAGUGAUUUUGAAAUUGUUCAAAAGUAUCGCACAAAAUUUCAACCAAACCAAAAAUCCACAACAAAAAAUUUAAUACCAAAAUUGCAGAUUUCGUAGAGGAUCGCCCUGUAGGUACAAAUCGUACAGUUCAAUAGCAGUAUGUAUAAAGAGUGGAAAACUAAAAAAAAUCAAACGAAAGUGAAAGACACCGAUGUGAUAGAACUUAUAUUUUAUAAAAGAAAAAAAGAAAUACAAAAACGAGUAGACUAGUGGAAAUCUUGAGCUCUCUCUCUCUCUCUCUCUCUCUCUCUCUCUCUCUCUCUCUCUCUCUCUCUCUCUCUCUGUAUUUUGAAAAUUUCUAUAAACGUGAAAAAAUCCAAAACGACACGACGACGAGGAAAACAAUCUUCAAAAUUAUCGAUACCAAAAAGAAUCACAAAAUUUCAACAUUUCGACGGUAACAUUUCAAAAGGCAUCAUGUACAUUUUGACACUUUCUGGGUUAUUGCAUAUUCUGAAAGUACUCCUAAUAAGCUACCUCUCCACCAAAAAUGAGCAAAAGUUACUUCAGUAAAGUCUGUUUAAUCAUGAUUUUAAAUAAAGUAACAUAAACAAAAUCUCUGCCAUCAGCAGUCCCUGUUUAUAUAGCCCUGUCAACCUGUCAAACAAAAGGCUACAUGAACCUCGUGUCGAAAAAAAAGCAACAUGAACAAAGCGCCAUGUACAUUCGGCGAAGAAAAACGAAUCAUAACAAAGCUUCCCCUUCAAUGACAGCAGGGUGAUAUAGACGUUGGUGAUUUCAAAAGAAGUUAUGUUUGUUUUUCUUAAAUAAAACGACGGAAAUAAUGUUUUAUUGAAUUUGGAUGAUCAAGUAUCAAUAAAAGCAACGUUUUUCAUCGUUUGUUAUCAUUACAACAUCUUAUUUUGCUUUUAUAUUAAAAUUUGUACAUGAUGCUUUUUGAAAUGUUGGCGUCGAUUUGUAGCCGUGUUUUAAAGUGAAAAACUUAGAUAAACUAGGUGAAAGUGUAGGGCAACAAGGUAUGUGUGUGUGUGAAUAUCUUUCAAAGAAAUGAUAGGCCAGACAAUUAGCAUUCAGAGGUUAUAUUAUAGACGAUUUUUAAUCAAUGUAAACGAUGGCUGAUGUAACGGAAAGUAAAACUGUUGUUAUUUAAAUAUAUACGGUGAGAAAUGAAUAAAUUGCGGGCAGAUCAAUGUUGUUAUCAUAAAGUAAACCUGAAUGUUUCGCCCUAACAAGCAGAGAGAACAAGCUCAAUCAACUAAAAAGACACUAGAUUUUAGUAGAACUCAAUCCACCUAAACGAAGCGAAGUGAUUUUGGUUUCUUCUGGAGUUGUAGGGAAAAAACUGAAUAAAUUAAAUGGUUUAGUGAGAAACCAUUCUCCAAGCGAGCUUAGUUUGUCCAUCACCUUGAAUUUUCAAAUGGAACGAAAAAUGUUAAAAUAGUCCAACAAUGGCAGAAGAGCAACAAACAGCAUUAAAUCCUGUGACGAAUGGCAUAAGACAAUUUAAGUUAAGUUGUGUACAUAGAGAUAUAAAAUGAAGUGAAAAGUAAUGUUAAACAUAACAGGAAAAAAUCCACACCAACACAUACACACGGUAGAUAUUACACAAAAAGAAAGAGAUAAAACACCUAAAUACUGAUAAUACUGGUAAACGAAAAAAAAGAAACAAAAAUCCCAUUACCCACAAACAAGAUGGAACUAAAAUCUUAAAGAUGCACCGAACAGAUUCUCUAUACAUGUUGAACAUAAAAAAAUA